AUGGCAUUAAGCGUGUCUUUAGUAGCCCUUGGGCUUAUGGCUCUGGUUGGGCAGAGUGCUGCCCAUGAAGACUGCAAAUGUGUCCCGAAUGAAGGAUGCUGGCCCACGUUAACCGAUUGGGCCGAGUUGAAUGAUGCUGUCUCGGGAAAGCUGAUCCGAAACGCACCCGUUGCUGAGCCUUGCUACUAUGGAGACGACGACGACCAGAAGUUGUGUGAUACUAUCGUCGACCAAUGGUCGAAUUCUACCUUUCAGUCUCUUCAGCCAACAGGAUAUUGUUAUCCGCUUGACUACGCCUGUCCUGUUGUUUCGGCACCGACAGGCACACCACAGGCGGAAUGUGACCUCGGUCCAGCGCCGGUGUAUACCAUUAAUGCCACCGAGCCAGAAGAUGUGGCGGAAGGAAUCCAAUUUGCCAAAACGCAUAACCUGAGACUUGUGAUCAGGAAUACCGGUCACGACCUGCUUGGAAGAUCCCAGGGAUACAGCAGCUUACAAAUCUGGCUGAAGUAUAUCCAAGAGGGUAUUGAAUACCACGAGAAAUACCAGUCUCCCAGCCAAUGCCAACACACUAGGUGGUCGGGAAGCGCAUUCACUGUUCGAGGAGGUUAUCUUUGGGGUGAUCUCUACGCUGCUGCUUUUGAGCGAGAUUUGAUAGUUGUCGGAGGUCAGGAUCCAACGGUCGGCGUCCUGGGCGGCUAUCUACAGGGUGGAGGCCACUCUCCUGCCAGUCGCGACUUCGGUCUUGCUGUCGACCAAGUCCUAGAACUGAAGGUCGUCCUAGCAUCUGGUGAGCUCGUAACGGCCAAUGCCUGUGAGAACAGAGAUCUAUUCUUCGCUCUGCGCGGGGGUGGGGGUGGAACAUACGCAGUAGUAGUGUCAGCCACGCUGAAGGCACAUCCGUCCCGGCCAGCCAUUACACAUACUCUCGUGGUCUACCCAUUACCCAGCCGCAAGGACCCAUUAGCUGCUACCAUGGCACUGAUCGACGUGGUUGCGGAAAUCCUUUCCGCCUAUCCCGCCUUAUCCGAUGGCGGCUUUUCAGGGUACGGCGGAUGGGGUAUUAACAAAGUGGAUUCUCCAAUUGCGACAGCCCCGACACCAGUUAUGGAGAACGGGGGUUACUCUCAUGCCUUCGCAAAGCUGGACGACAGUGAUGAUGCCUUGGACGAGGCGCAACGAUUCGUCUCUGCAACGCUUAUGCAGCGGCUACAGAAAUACAAUGGGUCUGAGAUCAUGAUAUCCGAGAGCUGGGAGCGUUAUUCAUCAUUUGGGGACUAUUAUACGGCAGCGACGAGGGCUGAGCAACAGGUUGGAUUUAGCAAGAUGACAGCCACAUCACGUCUUCUCGACAAGGCGUCUCUCACGGGCGACAUGGCACAACUUAAGGAGAUGCUGCGUAUCACCUCCACAAACUCACCUGAUGUUCCGGACAAGGCAACUAUAUGGACCAUGCUCUUUCUCGUCGGUGGAGGAAAGGUCCUUGAUAUCCCCACUGAUCCUUCCACAGAUCGCUACGUUGGAGUCCACCCCGCGUGGCGCAAAACUUAUCUCCUUGCGGUCCCAACAUCGAUAUUGCCCGAAGAUGCAGACGACAGGUCUCUGAAAAGGAUGCAGCAUGAUACCACUUACAGAAAGACCGACGCAUUGAGGGCGUUGGCCCCGAACACGGGUAGUUACCUAAAUGAUGGAGACAGACACAAUCCUUGGUGGCAGACCGACUUUUUCGGUGACAAUUAUCCUCGGUUGCGGGCCAUUAAGGAUAAAUACGACCCGGACCAUGUGUUUUACUGCCCCACCUGCGUAGGGAGCGAGGAAUGGACGGAGAUUCCGCUGGAGGGUAAGGUGUAUGGCGCUUUGUGUCGGGCUUGA
Messenger RNA from Aspergillus bombycis, 1872 nucleotides. RefSeq names its product isoamyl alcohol oxidase. Gene Ontology annotation, molecular function: oxidoreductase activity; FAD binding. Lineage: Eukaryota; Fungi; Ascomycota; Eurotiomycetes; Eurotiales; Aspergillaceae. Bases 1 to 1872 code for a protein of 623 amino acids. The record is from RefSeq and is a predicted model, not a curated record. The transcript is spliced from 4 exons.